This is a messenger RNA of Peniophora sp. CBMAI 1063, 663 nucleotides long. NCBI's taxonomy places the organism in Eukaryota, Fungi, Basidiomycota, Agaricomycetes, Russulales, Peniophoraceae. The record is from the annotation of a GenBank genome assembly.
AUGCCCGCAAUCAGCGUACGCAAGCUAGAUACCUGUACCGAAGAAGACUUAGACAACAUCGCGAAGGUAUUCACAGUCGCUUUCAGGGGGGAUCCAGUGGCUCUGGCCAUGACUGGUGGCGACGAGUCGGAGUCGCUUCUGUACGCUCUUGAGCGCGCGACGGUCGCCUGUGUGGCGAUUUCCGGGCAACUUUGGGUCGCGAGCUACGGGGACCAGGACUUUGUCUCGGCCGCGACUUGGUUACCUCCUGGAAGGGUACUUCUUGACACUCCAGACCAGCAGGCCAUCUUUGGUAGCUUCUUGGACUCUCUUCAGCCCGAGCUCAAGCGCUGGUGGUUGGACACUUUCCUUCCACAGUACGAAGCUGCCACGGACGAAGUCCUCGGAGAAGGCGGUAAAGAAAAGGCGUGGAACUUGAUGACCAUCGGGACAUUGCCGGACGCACGUCGACGCGGUCUUGCAUCGGCGCUCGUACAGGCUGUAAUCAAGAAGGCCGAAGCGAACGAUGAGCCUUUGACAGUAGAGACUGGUAACAAGGACAACCUCACCUUCUAUGAACGUCAAGGCUGGAAGACACUCAAUGAGGACAAGCCGGGCCAUUUCGACGACAUGCAUGGUCGACCGCUGCCCAUCUGGGUCAUCUCAUCCACUAGCGAUUCUUGA